CACCUAACCUCCAUUCAUCGAGCUUCUCCGAGCCCGACUGUAUAGUCAGCUGUACCUUUGUACCAUAUUAACAUGUCCAACCCGCCACUUCUUCUUCCUCCUCUUCGCUUUUCGACAACAGACACAGGCAUCUACCGCGGUUCAUAUCCACAUCCAUCCAACCUCCCUUUCCUCCGUCGUCAGAAGCUGAAGACGAUCAUCUCGCUGACCCCCAAACCGCUGGAAACAUAUCUCUCAACUGAGCCGUCAGAUCAAGAUCAGGCUCAGAAGGACGAUCCGCACCAUAUCGCCGGAAAGAACGCUCAAAUUACCACCUGGUGCCGUGACCACGGGAUAACACUGAUCCACCUCCACGUCGAAGCCGGUAAAAAGAAGAAAGAGCUAGGGCUCUCAACCACCACAGCUCGCUCCGCCGUCAACCUCCUGCUCGACCCCACAAACCACCCAAUCUACAUCCACUGCUUGAACGGCUGUGAAGUCACGGGACUGGCUAUCGCGUGUUUGAGGAAAGUACAGGGAUGGUCGUUACCCAGUGCGAUGCAUGAAUACGGAAGGUAUGCGCUUGCUGCGGGUGCGCAUACGAGUUUUCUGGAGGGGUUUGAUGUUGGUGCGGUCCGAGGUGAUGGAGCCCGAAGUGAAGAGGAUAGGGAUGGAGUAAAGGAUGUGGAGGUUGUGAUAACGAAAAAGGAGGUGGAUAUCAAGGAUUAAUGGCAACAAUAAGGAGAAGGGAGACAAAUGGGAAGGUUUCAUCGACAACCAACGGGCUGCAUGGAUUCUGUUCCAUUAGGAAGAUUGACUCGUCCUAUCGCCUUCCGGGAAGAUGAGCAAAGCAGUUCAUCCCGAUAUCGACCCCUGAGCGGGUUGAUCGUCAAGUUUACAUGCGGAGUUCAUCACCUUCACUGAGCGUGCGAGUAUGCUACCUUUCUACCGCGGCAUUGUCCUGCCAACGGCAAGACACAAUUGAAUGAUACGCGCCUCUUCGUCACAGACCGUGACCAGGACCUGCAAGAACAACACGAUAACGACUCGUUGUUAGCAAACAGCAACCGAGACAACCUUGUCCAGAUCACAAGGUCUACCGCCGGCGAG
This is a messenger RNA of Saitoella complicata NRRL Y-17804, 1089 nucleotides long. RefSeq names its product protein-tyrosine phosphatase. Gene Ontology annotation, molecular function: phosphatase activity. NCBI's taxonomy places the organism in Eukaryota, Fungi, Ascomycota, Saitoellomycetes, Saitoellales, Saitoellaceae. The transcript has a single exon. The record is from RefSeq and is a predicted model, not a curated record. The coding region runs from base 73 to 708 and encodes 211 amino acids.